Messenger RNA from Fusarium odoratissimum NRRL 54006, 4181 nucleotides. RefSeq lists its product as uncharacterized. Gene Ontology annotation, molecular function: DNA-binding transcription factor activity, RNA polymerase II-specific; zinc ion binding. Gene Ontology annotation, biological process: regulation of transcription by RNA polymerase II. The coding region runs from base 1371 to 3050 and encodes 559 amino acids. The transcript has 7 exons. The record is from RefSeq and is a predicted model, not a curated record. NCBI's taxonomy places the organism in Eukaryota, Fungi, Ascomycota, Sordariomycetes, Hypocreales, Nectriaceae.
CUAUGCUAAGCUGUUCAGGCUCAAGUACAGCAGGCAAUCGGGAGACUAAGGCUGGCUGGUGGUGGGUGCCCAUGGGCUGUACGCUUUUAGGACUGGUGGUGAACUGGCACUGACGCUGCUGUCUGUUAGGUUGCUGGCACCUGCAUCAUGGCACAUGGCACCUCUUACCUCACCUUACUCUUACAGUUUACUGCUCUUUUCAUCCAUUGCAAGCAUUUCACAGUACAGUACAACACGGUAGGUACCCUUACACAGCCUUCCACCCGUUCCUUCCAUCCCACUCUUACCUUACCUACCUAGCACCUACCUUACAUUCCCACACACCUCACCUCUAACACCCCGGCUGCUCCUCCCCUCCCCCAUCUGAGCUGCUCCCGCACCGCACCGCACCUGCCUGUGGAUUAGGUUCGCUUGUAUUUAACAAUGCCAUCGUCCCCAGCUCCUUCUCGAAUCCCCUCUUGAUUCCCUUUCGGUCAUCUACAACAAACAUCUUCGUCUUUACAAGUCAACACCACGUUCGCUAUCCUCCUCACCCUCCUCACCUCUCUCAACUCUCUUAGGAAGUCCUCGUCGACUCCUGUCACUCGCUUUUUAUUUCACGGUGCUUUGGUUCUGGAACAACGAUCCUCCUUCACGAUACGCUUCUCAACUCAUAUCUCUGGGUAUUCAAUCGUUUCCCAUUGUGUAUAAUCAGGAACAAACACGAAGUGCAGAGACCAAUUCUCAGAUAGAGACCACGGCUUACACCAAAACCUUCUGGACUCCAACUCAAUCUGUCAAUAAUCAACUACCGGCUCAAGUGGAAACGAGGCUUCUCAAGUGCACUUACAUGGUCAUCUUGGCUUUCGAUUCUACAAUCACUUGAUAUCCUCACUUCUGCAUACCCACAGUCGCUUCCAAAGCUAUCACAACUUCUCUCCAAAGGGAGGAAACCCAAAUUAACCGCCAUAUUCGAUCGCUACCACUCGUUUGGAAGACUUGGAUAUAGACUAUCUACUGUACCACGCAGCAUCACUGGUCAAGGUUUUAGAUAUCUCUUCAACUCAUCUGGCCUUGAUCAUCCCUGCUCCGUAGAGUCCAUCGAGCAUCUCAGUCACAUUAGAUUGUUGAAGCCCUCCGUGUAUAAGUUUGAAUCCUCGACUUGCACCUCAGUACAGCCUCUCGACGCUCUACGCUGAAUUGUUGUCUAUUACGAGACCCCAUUCACGAACUAUCUCUAAUUCGGACUCCUUGGAUCGAUUCCUGGAAACCGAUUGACUGGGUAGAUCACUUGCUGCCCUUGUCACUCCAACGCUCGCUAUAAAUCCACAAGCUUGUCUUUGUGGAUCACUUCGUUUCUAAUUUACAGAUACCUCUGUAACAUUUGCAAAAUGGCUGGUCCCGGUGGUGGUCCCCCUCGCCGCAGCCACACCAAGUCUCGCAAGGGCUGUGAUACCUGCAAGCGCCGCCAUAUCCGAUGCGAUGAAAACUUCCCCCAAUGCCGAAAUUGCACCAAGCACAAGAUUCGAUGCCCAUACAACGACGUGCAGGUUCCUGAUGCUGAGCGCUCUACAACUCCCGACAAGCCAGACCUGAUGUGGACACCCCAGAUUGAAGCCGCCAUUGCUGAAUGGCAAACGACAGGCAUCUUCCCGCUCCCCAGCCUGGGAAUAUACCCUGCCCCAAUGCCACAUCUGUACUCUGUUGAAGAUCUCCGUCUGAUCUACCACGUUGCGACGCUAUACUACCAACUAGCUACCAUCGAUGCUAAUAAUUUCACCCUUUGGACUCGCCAUAUUCCAACUCUUCUUCGAAUUGGUGCCACGACACCCUAUGUGAUGCACGCUCUGCUCGCUUUCUCUGCUAUGCAUAUUGCUUUCCUCACCGACUGCCCUCUAGUUGGCAGCAUGGCCUAUGAGCACCGCGGCAUUGCCCUCAAGGGGCUCCAGGAAGCCAUUGGGUCUUUCUCCCGAGAGACAUCGGAUGCUAUCCUCGCUGCCUCCCUCGUUCUCUCCUGGCAGGCCACUGACUGGCGCAGCUGGACCCAGUUGAUGCAAGGCACUUCAUCGGUGAUCGAUGCCAUGGACCCCUGGAAGCAUGAGUCCCAGUUCGGAGACUUCAUCGCCGAGAGCAGCACGUUCCCAACCGCCCCGCCAUCUCCCGGAAAGGAUCAUCGCCCAAGCCAGCCUCGCCCUGAGGAUCUGGAGGCCUACCAGCGCACGCUCGAGCAGAUUCAAAAAGUCGAGGCACACCUCAAGUACCACAAGGAAGAUACUACACAGAUUCAGCAUCUCAUUGGCUUCCUCCGAGGCUCCCGCAAGAUCAGCCCUACGCUCUCCAUUGCUCAGCAAUUUGAGCGUCUUCAGCCUCUCCGCAAAUGGCUCUUCUGGAUGCCCGUGGGUUACCUGCAGAACUACCAUGGCUCUCCCAACUCGCUGGUCAUCAUUGCUUAUCUGUAUACCGUGGCUCUCCUCAUGGAACGGCUCUUCCCAGAGAUUGGCGCCGCCUAUUUUGGCAGUUUGUCUAUUUCUCCCGUUGAAGAGAUUGCUCGGCGACUCAUGUCGAUCAAUGUUUCUGGUGUCGGAAGCGAGAUGCAAACUCCCUUGACCCUUAUGGAGUUCCCUAUCGACACAGUCAGCCAGUUUCGGUCGCGUAUGGGAUGGAUGCACCCUGAAAGAACUCCCUCUUUCCCUCAGUUCAAUCCUCGCAAUUUCACUAUCCAGGAGGAGGUGCCCACCCAUGAGUCGUAUCUGUACGGAAAUCCUGCUUUCAGCUACAGCACUGAGGAAAUGCCCAUGCUCAACGCAUCCGGACCACCUUCUGCAGUGAGCCCCCUGGUCUUGUCGCCGUAUCCAAGCCAGCAGUACCUCAAUGUUCCCUCACCAGCGUACAAUGGAGCUUACAGCCCAGCAUCCUCGACUUUCGAGGGCUCUGUCGCAUACAGCGAUACCGAGGAGUAUAGAUCAUGGGACAUGAACACUCUACAAGGCGGGCCAUCCUCAUCAAUUCAGGACUCCCCUCAAAACUAUGGCGUCGGGUUCGUUACUCCUGUCCAGGCUGUGUGGAUCUAGGCUCCUCGAGACGACCACUGGCUCAAUUUACACAAAGAACAUUAGGGGAUUGACCGUUACCACCCAGGAUGAACACGACACCUACAUACCCGCCUCCAGAGGACCCGAGUCUAUACAUGACUUCCAUGACGAGCACCCAAUCUCCAUAUAUCAAGUCAGAGCAAUUCGGCAUGCUUCCUCUCCCCGAAUCUCCCCUCUCGUCGAACGCGCCGCUCCCACGACAUCGCCAUACCUCGUCCAUGUCCUCUGCCCCGCACCCACCUUCUCCUCUGGCACGACCCCCUGUGAUGCACCAAUAUGACGACAAUACCCGACGUCGAGCCACCUGAUACCAAGUCCGACUUCGAUUCACCACCGAUCUGUUUUUACUGUUAUGAUUUAAUUCGAUAUUCUGCUUUUUCCGAAAACGACGCAGGCGCCAUGUAUAUCACACUCCUUCAACGCUCGCUACACCCGAACCUCCACGUCAACGACGCUGACACUCCCUACCACUCGACUAACACGCGCAUUUGGAAGUGCCGUGUUAUAUUCCACACUCCUUAUGAUACCCGCCCUCAGAGGAACGACAUUCCUUCAUACCAUGAUACCCGAUAGACACUCCUUUAUGACGACUUAUGAGAUUUCGAUCGGUUAUAGAAUUCACUCCUUACGGUUUCCGCCAAAGAUGGCGGAAGAACCGUAUCCGGAAAGCAUAGCGACUGUUUUUUGUUUUUUUACUGCGCCUGGAAAAAAGUUUGGCGUUGAAAGGAGUUUUGAGAUAGCAUUUGUUUGGCGCUUUGAAUCAUAUUUUAUUGUUUGAUGUAUGUAUGCUUGGGAUAGGUGCUUGCAGCGCCCCGACUCUUCGCAGAGCCUGGAGCAGCGAUGGAACAACACGGAACAGAAGCACAGUUGCAUUUUGACUUGGAUUUACCUGGCUCUUCAAGAGAGGCCAUGGCUGGAUAUGUACGCUUGGAUGAUAUGAAACAUGCGAUGGAUAUCGUGUGAGGAUAGACUGCUUGUUUGCUGUAUGUUAGCUACGAUUAUGUUUUUGGAUAUGUAGAGAAGAUUGAUGUCUGAUGGCAGUUCUUUUAUGAUCCGCCCGGAGGUUAAUUGAUAAUCUACGAUGUUUACACUCAUUAUGCUAUUGGUACG